AUGGAGAAAACUCUGGACCUGGAAGAAACUGGUGAGGCUGUCCAGGGCAACGUCAACACCCUCCCAGAUGUGUCCGUGGAUGAUGUCAAAUCCACCUCUGAGGGGCUGCGUAGCUUCCAGCCACCGCCUCCACCGCCACCUCUGGCCCAAGGCCACGACUGCCCACUCGGCCAGCCAAGGAAGCCAGGGAGAGAGGACCUCCAGCCACCUUCCUCUGCGUCUUCCCACUCAGGCAUCGUCUUCUCGGCUCCACGGAACUGCAGCCCGCCGAUGGGCGCCGCACCCACUCCAGGGACUUCCUCCACACAGGACUCGCCCCCCUCCCCCAUCUACGCCUCUGUCUCCCCUGCCAAACCUGGCUCCAAGAGGCCACUGGACACCCAUCUAGCCUUAGUCAACCAGCACCCCAUUGGCCCCUUCCCUCGGGUCCAGUCACCCCCACACCUGAAAAGCCCCCCUGCAGAGGCCCCGGUGGCUGGGGGCUGCCUUCUGCCCCCCUUGUCCUCUGGCCAUCCAGAGCAGACAGGCACAAACCAGCACUUUGUCAUGGUGGAGGUGCACCGCCCCGACAGCGAGCCAGAUGUGAACGAAGUGAGGGCGCUGCCCCAGACGCGCACAGCCUCCACGCUCUCCCAGCUCUCAGACAGCGGGCAGACUCUAAGUGAGGACAGUGGUGUGGACGCCGGUGAGGCAGAGGCCAGCGCCCCAGGCCGAGGCAGACAGACAGCGUCCACCAAGAGCAGGAAUAGCAAGGAGCUGCCUCGGAAUGAGAGGCCCACAGAGGGGACCAACAAACCGCCUGGACUCCUGGAGCCCACGUCCACCCUCGUCCGUGUGAAGAAAAGUGCGGCCACCCUGGGCAUCGCCAUCGAAGGUGGUGCCAAUACCCGCCAGCCCCUGCCUAGGAUUGUCACAAUUCAGCGAGGCGGCUCGGCCCACAACUGUGGGCAGCUCAAGGUGGGCCACGUGAUCCUGGAAGUGAAUGGGCUGACGCUUCGGGGCAAGGAGCAUCGGGAGGCUGCCCGCAUCAUCGCCGAGGCCUUCAAGACCAAGGAUCGUGACUACAUUGACUUUCUGGUCACUGAGUUCAAUGUGAUGCUCUAGGAGUCAAGGCCUGAGGGUCUCCCACCGCUGCCCAGCCUCUGGUCCCAGUCCCUCCCCUCUCCUGGCACGAUUAGUCUCCUUGAGGGGUUGGGGCUGCAUAGCUAGGGUAACCGGAAGAUAUCCCCUUAUCCAUCCUGGUCCCCUGGACCAGAACUGGGAAAAGAGAGCCGGGCAAGGCAAAUAGAAGGUCAGGCCAGGAGCUGGUGCAUGCCGAGUACACAGUAGGUGCUCUACAAGUGGGGCUGUGGGGAGGGAAGAAAGGAAGUGGAAGGGCGAAGCACUUGUUUCUCCAGGUUGGGUGGGGGACCUGCUGCCCCCUAGCCAGCUAGGACCCAGCCCGUCCUCAGAUGUCGGAGCCUUUGCCUGGAGCAAAGUCACAUGAGGAUUCAUGGACACGGCCCCCCACCCGGGGGCAUCUUGCAGGACCUUUAGUGCCACAAAUAAGCAUCAAACAACCCCCCUUCACACCCCAAUCCUCCUGAUUCCUUAUUCCCCGUGGUAUUUAUUAUUUAUUUCCCUCCCAGCUUUCCACCGUGUCCCCAGCCCCAGAGGCCUUGCAGGUGACCAGCAACGUCAGUGUAUUUAUAUACAGAGCUUAUGACUUUAAUUUUUCAAUAAAGAAAUCUGAACAAGA
Molecule: messenger RNA, 1738 nt
Organism: Galeopterus variegatus (Sunda flying lemur)
Lineage: Eukaryota; Metazoa; Chordata; Mammalia; Dermoptera; Cynocephalidae
Product: whirlin-like
Exons: 6
Coding region: 1-1104 (367 amino acids)
Biological process (GO): sensory perception of sound; auditory receptor cell stereocilium organization
Cellular component (GO): cilium; stereocilium tip; plasma membrane
Molecular function (GO): protein binding
Source: RefSeq, a predicted model, not a curated record